Messenger RNA from Hyaloperonospora brassicae, 1176 nucleotides. The record is from the annotation of a GenBank genome assembly. NCBI's taxonomy places the organism in Eukaryota, Oomycota, Peronosporomycetes, Peronosporales, Peronosporaceae.
AUGAGCAUGGAGCUGCACGUACGCGCGUGCUCGGCGCGCAACUUGCUCGACAAGCAGACGUUCGGCAAGCAGGACCCGUACUGCAAGCUCAUGCUGCGCCGCAAGAGCGUCAGGACGCGCGUGCACGACAAUGGACAUAAGACGCCCGUGUGGAACCAAGUGUUUGUCUUCCCCGUCGCGGACCUCCAGCUGGACCAGCUCGUUAUUGAAGUAAAAGACAAGAACUUCACGGCCAGUACGCUCAUUGGCGAGUGCCGUCUGCCGGUCAAUAUGUUUGUCGACGGCAGCGUCACGGACCAGUGGUACCCGCUCCACAAUGGCUCGAAACGUGCGGGAGAGAUCAAUCUGCGCGUGCAGCUCAAGGGCACAAGUGGGCCGCCAGUGCCGACGGCGUCGACGGGAAAGGCUCUGCAGCCACCAGCAGCGGCUGAAGCGUACCCGUCGUACCCGCAGCAGUCGGGUUACUCGGCCACGCAGCAGUACCCGUCGCCGUACCCGGUGGCGUCGUACGCGGUCCCUGCUGCUGCCGCUGCGACGGCCGCGUCUCAGCCGUACCCGCCACAGCCGUAUUACCAGCAGCAGUCACACUCUCCUCAGUACCCACUGCCCCCGCCGGCUCACUACGGACAGCCACCCGCGGCACAGUACGGGCAGCCACCUGCACCACAGUACGGACAGCCACCUACGGCACAGUACCCCGGACAAGCACCUGCAGCACAGUACCCCGGACAAGCACCUGCACCACAGUACCCUGGCCAGUCGGCGUACUAUCCGCCACCUGCCGUAGCGGGGCAGGCUUAUGGCUACCCGCCUCCACCUGCAGUGGCCUACGCGGCAGCAGGACCUUCCGGCGUGGUUGGCCAGGGAGGGUACCCAUCCGACCAGCGUCAGCAGCGCCAUGGAUCUUCGCAUGGUGGCUUUAGUGCUGGCAAACUAUUUGGAAGCGGUGGCAGCUCUGGGCAUGGUGGUUUUAGUGCUGGCAAACUAUUUGGAAGCAGCGGCAGCUCUGGGCAUGGUGGCUUUAGUGCUGGCAAUCUCCUUGGUCGCGGUGGUAGCUCUGGGCAUGGCGGCAAGCGCGGAGGUGGCAUGAGCACUGGACAGAUGGCGAUGGGUGUUGGCGCUGGUGUUCUUGGUGGUAUGCUGCUGGGCGAAGCUCUGGAGGAUGUGUUUGACUAG